AUGGGGAGCUAUCAGGAACUUGUGAACCAUUCAAAAGUGAUUUUGAAUGCUGAAAACUACGGCUUCUGGAAGGCAAGGAUGAGAUCGCUCAUUAGAGGAAUUGAUCCUUUGGUAUGGAAGUUGGUCUUGGUUAAGUGGGAAGAGCCGAAACAGAAGAAUGACUCUGGAGCUGAUGAGCCUAAACCUGAAGAAGAUUGGUCGGAAGACAAAACGAAGAAGUUUAAAUACAACUCAAAAGCACUGACGGCUAUUCACUGUAGCAUAUCAGCUGAGACGUUCAAUCUAAUUCAGGGAUGUGAGACAGCCAAAGAAGCUUGGGACAUACUACAUAUACAGUUUGAAGGAACUACCAAAGUUCAGAACUCAAAGAAGGACAUGCUAGCUUCACUUUUUGAAAACUUGAAGAUGGAAGAGCAUGAAACCAUUGCUGAUUUCAGCUCCAAGCUGAGUUCUCUGACUCAGGAGGCUGCCACUCUUGGGAAGCAUUACAAAGACAAAAAACUUGUGAAGAAGUUUCUAAGGUGUCUUCCUUCCAAGUUCAUGGGGUAUAAGUCAGUCCAGAGUGUGAAUCAGGAUACUGAAUCUCUAAGCUUUGGAGAGAUUGUUGGGAUGCUACAGUCUCACGAGAUGGAACUGAACGGUGAGAAGAAGCAGAAAGGGUUGGCACUGUCAUCGGUCCUUGAGACAAAGUCAUCAGAGGAAGAGAAGUGUGAGGAUGCACUAGGGCUGCUGGUGAAGAGGUUUGACAAGGCACUAAGACGAGCUGAGAAGACAUAUGAUCAGAAGAAGGUUGUACCAGCAAGACGGACAAAAGAAAGCAGUGAGAGAAGGGGUGAUGUUCAAUGUUACAAAUGCAAAGGUGUUGGGCAUUUCAAGACUGAGUGUCCUACUCUUAAGAGGAGGGAAAUUCAGUGCUUCGGAUGCAAGGGUUUUGGUCACACACAACUGGAAUGUGUUAAUGAUCAAAAUCGAAGGAAGGAGAGAUCCAUGCUGGCCGAGGAGGAUACCAGAGAUGACAGUAGUGAAGGCACUGUGGAGGAAGUUAACAACUUCGUCUCAUUCAUAGGCAUUGCUGAAUUUGAUGAGAAUAUGGCUGUGACAGAUGCUGAGUCGGAAGUUGGGGCUGAUGAUGAGCUGAAGAACGCUGACUUGAAGAAGGAGAAUCUUCUACUUGAAGAGAAGGUGGAAGAGUUGCAGAGAGAACUGGAAGCAGCUCAGAAACUGAGUAAAGAAAGUGUUGCAUUGAUCAAAGACAAACUGAACCUGGCAAAGAAGGCUGAACAACUGGAGCACGAUCUGAGUCAGGACAAAGGUAUUUCAAACAACCUGAUGGGAGAGCUUAUUGAGCAGCGCAAAAAGAUUCACAUGUUUGCUGGAACUAAACAACUUGAUCAGAUCUUAAGCUAUGGGAGGAGGUCUGACGUUCGUAGAGGACUGGGUUACAAUGUUCGAACCAUGGUUGAAACAGGUACCACAAAGUUCUGGAAGCAAGUGAGGAAGCUGAAGGAACUCGGGAGAUUUACCUGGAAUGGGUUCAGAAACCAGAUUUGGGCCAGGAAAGGUGAUCUAAGACAGGCAACUCCAAGACAAUCUCAGAGGGGAGUGCCUACGCAGAGCACGAACCCAGGAUUGGGGUUUAAGUGCAACAUGGCUCUUGUAACAGAGGAUGAUGAUCAAUCUGCCACAUGGUACUUCGAUAGUGGCUGCUCACGACACAUGACUGGUACCAAAGGGUUCCUACAGAGUCUGAAAAAGAUCAGAGGAGGCAAGGUCACGUUUGGUGAUGGAAGCAUUGGUGCAAUCCAAGGAAAGGGCAGGACAAGGGAAAUCGGUCAACCUCAACUAGCAAAUGUUUAUCUGGUGCAUGGAUUGCAAGCAAAUCUGAUCAGCAUAAGCCAACUGUGUGAUGAGGGACUGACAGUUGUGUUCACCAAAAGAGACUGCAGAGCUGUGGAUGACGUCGGAAAGGUCAUUCUGCAAGGAAUUAGAUCUGGAAACAACUGUUACAUGUGGAAUUCCUCUUGUAAAGAAGAAAAGUGCUUCACGGCAUGCGAUGAUCUACAUUUGUGGCAUCAACGAUUGGGUCACAUGAACGUCAGGAGUCUUGCCAAUCUGGUUGACAAGGAAAUCGUCAGAGGGGUGCCUAGAGUCAAGGGAGUUGAUAAAUCGGUCUGUGGACCGUGCACUCAAGGCAAGCAAGUCAAAAUUCAACACAAGAGGGUUCCUGAUGUACAGUCAAAAGCAGUUCUUAAUCUGGUUCACAUGGAUCUAAUGGGACCAGUUCAAACCGAGAGUUUGGGAGGCAAACGCUAUGUGUUCGUCCUUGUGGAUGAUUUUUCUCAGUACACCUGGGUCAGAUUUCUUCGUGAAAAGACUAAGACAGCUGAAAGCUUCAGAAUAUUGGCACUGUGUUAUAUCCUUAACGACAAAGACUAUCUCGGAAAGUUUGACUCAAGAAGCGAUGAAGGAAUAUUUCUGGGAUACUCGGGAAAUAGCACUGCAUUCAGGGUAUUCAACAUCAGGUCAAAAGUUUUGAUCGAGUCGGUGAAUGUGGUGUUUGAUGACUAUGCUUGCACUAAGUGGGAAGGAACUGUUACAGGCAGUGACUCAGACAAAGAGGAAGAAGAUCGGUCAGCAGCUCACGCUGAGGAAGGUGAUCAAGCAGCUGUGAUUCCACCAUCUGAGGUUCAGCAAGUUCACCGAAAUCACUCACCUUCAGAUCUCAUUGGUGAUGUGAAUGAAGGAAGAAGGACUCGGGGAGUUUAG
Molecule: messenger RNA, 2766 nt
Organism: Eutrema salsugineum
Lineage: Eukaryota; Viridiplantae; Streptophyta; Magnoliopsida; Brassicales; Brassicaceae
Exons: 4
Coding region: 1-2766 (921 amino acids)
Molecular function (GO): nucleic acid binding; zinc ion binding
Source: RefSeq, a predicted model, not a curated record